ACUCCAUAAGCCGUACGAAACUAGCCAGAUCACGCCGAUGGCCUCCACAAAGAUCGUCAUGUAACAUGUUACUUGUCCGUCGUCACCGCCUGUGCCUGACUACCCUAGUGCCUGUCCGCUUCCAGACUGUCUUAAAACCGACCUCACUCCAGAUCAAAUCCUCAUCCCGUGCAUCCCAUUCAAUCACUAAAACUACCCUGGAAUUGUGUUCGGCCCACUCUGGACCGACAAUGAUCAACGCUGGCUCACCAACUUCCCCCGUAUGACAUGGAUGCAGCUCCCAACUGUGCCAUCUGCAAUGCGCCGCCCUAUCCCGAAUGCUCCUGCGAGUCGGAGCGCCUGCAAAUUGCCGUCAAGCAGGCCGAGCAGCGGGCCAUGGACGAGAGGCUGGCUGAAAUACGAGACUGGGUGAUUAACCACGCGCGUCAGCAUAUCUUGAAUGCCUUUGAGCGGUUGACGUCAACUCGCAAGCAAGCCCAUUCAUCAUACCUUGCCUCGCUCCCACACUACGAAGUCUACAUGCGAUAUUCUGGUCAUCCGCCAAUACACCCCAUGUACGUGGCGACGCUUCAGACACAAAUCGCAGAAGCCCAUGCUGAGCUCAAGCGUGGCAUUGACGCCGAUUGGCGAGCAUCGGUUCUUCGCUACCCGGAAGUCUUGGACUACUUCUACAGCCUUGUUGACCUCAGGCUGCCGGAUGACCAUUCUCGAGAGGUUGUUGAACCGCCUUUCGCGGCUGCAGGUUACACUGACAUAGGCUACGGUGUCAAAGAGAAGAAGAAGAAGACACGACGAGACAGAGAUAGCUCAGUAUCUCAUGGACACAUGGCAGUCGGCAGAGUAGCGCGCGGACCGCCUCCAGUACCAGUACCGCCGCCAGCACCGGGUCAACACGUAGGAUUUCCUCGUGGAGCUGGUCCAUACCCGUAUUAGGGUUGUGGGAAUUACUCAUGGCCCGACACAAUCGCGCUUGCGAUCGUCUCGUGGAGACAUUUUCAACAGUCAGCAACCAUGGAAAGCAUAUGAUAGAAAUGUCGUGCGCGUCGAUAAGUUUCGCUGCGCGAGGAUAUGGUGGCAUGGAAUUGGCUGAUGGCUAAAUGUAUGUGUCGCCUGCUAAGACACAGGAAAUCGGAGCAUAGCGAGGAGUCCUUUUUUCCCGAUUUUCCUUCUAUUCAAUCGUGAUCAAGAUGACACGUAGUAAAUAUUCAGAGCUAGAACGAGAUGAAAUAUCUUGAAUUAUCAAUCAAUGUACAUGAACUUUGUUUCUCCC
This is a messenger RNA of Bipolaris maydis ATCC 48331, 1270 nucleotides long. RefSeq lists its product as uncharacterized. Lineage: Eukaryota; Fungi; Ascomycota; Dothideomycetes; Pleosporales; Pleosporaceae. The record is from RefSeq and is a predicted model, not a curated record.